Messenger RNA from Rhea pennata, 3558 nucleotides. RefSeq names its product coiled-coil domain containing 66 (gene CCDC66). The transcript has 21 exons. Gene Ontology annotation, molecular function: microtubule binding. Gene Ontology annotation, cellular component: microtubule; cilium. The record is from RefSeq and is a predicted model, not a curated record. Bases 136 to 3189 code for a protein of 1017 amino acids. Lineage: Eukaryota; Metazoa; Chordata; Aves; Rheiformes; Rheidae. Gene Ontology annotation, biological process: cilium assembly.
CGAAAUAUUGGAUGGAAAGCCUAAACUAAUUUUAGCUUCUUACGGGAGAGAUGUGGUUCACAUGCUGUGUAGAAUUCCACCUUAUUUGAAUUUUUAACUGGCAGAAAGAAGUCAAAAAGUGACUUACCUAUUCAGAUGAGGAUUGAAUGCCUGAGAGCCCAGGGAAACAGCCCCAAAACACUCUUACUGCUAAAACAUUGUCAAAAUGGUGCAGGAUUUAAUGCCUGUCUUUACAGGACAACAGGUAAAUCAAAACCUGCAGUGAAGAUGGGUAAUAAAGCCAGAGUCCCUAAACAUGCCUUAAGAAUAAGGCCUACCAGGCAUGUUUCAAGGUCAACACAAAAUGCCUUUAUCAAGGACGAAAGCCUAACAAAUCCAAGGAGUGAAUCAAGCUUAUCAAUGACAAAAGGUGAAAAACUGCAAAUAACGGCAAAUAACUCCUCACAUGAAGCUCUAACUAAAGAUCACUCUUCAAUUUUCCAAAGAGAUAACACAAGCAGAAAGCUUGAUUCAGAAAAUAUUAAUGCUGUUAAAAAAAGUAAGCAAAAACCUCAAAAUCCACAUACAUCAGCUGAAGACCUAAGAAGAAGUCUGGUGUGUUUAACACAAGAGCAGCUUGAACAAAUUUUGUUGACUGUAAAAGAAGGAACUAAAAGUCUCUCUGAAGUUCAUAAUGAAAAGCAAGAGGUAACAGCUGCUAAUGAGGCAUCAGAAGAAAAUACUGUCACACUGCUCCAAAAAGCUUGUGAAGCUGCAUCAGUUCCAGAUGAAGCUAACUCUAAUUCAAGCAGGAAACAAGAAGCAUAUCCACAGCCAGGACAGAAAGUUAUAAAGAAUUCAUGGAAACCUGCUGACAUAUUCAGUACCUUGGGUGAAAGAGAAGGGGAUAAAGCCUUAUUAGAAUUUAAAAGGACCCAGUGGAAGAAGGAAUUAGAUGAACAGGUAGCUCUGAAGAAGAAACUGAAAGAAACUUUGGAGGGAGAGGUGGGUUAUUUCUGGAAAAGACCUGGCAGUGAUAAAACCUAUUCAGAGAAAAUGGGAACAGCUGACCCAGAUAAGACAUUGUUUCCAGCUGAUUCAAUUACUACUACUGAUGAAAAUUGUGUCUGUAGAACUAUUUUAACCACAGAGGCUAAUGAAGUUCCACUCAGUGUUUCAAGUGGUCCAGCUGGGCAGUGUGGUGAUUUCAGGUCUUCUGACUUACCAGCUGUCAGUUACACAGCACUUGUGUUAGGGGAAACUACACCACAGGAACGACCUUUAGGUGCUGCGAAGCAUGAGCAACAGAAAAAACGGCCUGAAGAGCUGGACAAACAGAAGGAAGAAGCUAAGCCACAAAAAAUAGAAGAAAAACUAAAUUUAUCAAAGGUCCAGCGAUCUGUGGCUGAUGCAAUUGCUUUGCAGGCUGAAGAGCAUGACAGAUGGGCAAUGCAUUUUGAUUCUUUAAAGAACCACCUUAAUGCUAAUGCACAACACCCCCUAAAUGGAAUGUACAAAAAGCAGCCUGAAAUUCUUUGUCCGUCACCUGAUUCUAAGGAGCUGACUGCUUUUAUUCACCCUCUUUCACCUGCAGCUCUAGGCAACCUCAUGCCCUCAAAGAUGGGAAAUUCAGAAAAAGCUGCUAAAAGUAGUCCUUUGGAACACAGUCAGAAAGUCAGUUUCCUUCGUUCAAUGACAGCUCUCUUAGAUCCUGCACAGAUUGAAGAGAGAGAGAGGCGGCGGCAGAAACAGUUAGAACACCAGAAAGCAAUAAUGGCUCAAGUAGAAGAAAAGCGGAAAAAGAAACAACUGGAGGAAGAGCAGAGAAAAUGGGAAGAACAAGAGGAAGAACAGCGUCUAGCACGAGAAAGAGAACUGAUGCAGAAACAGUUUGAAGAAGAUAUGCUGAAACAAAAACAAAAGGAAGAGCUCAUGACUCUUAAAACAAAUGAGCUCUAUCAGACAAUGCAGAAAGCUCAGGAAUUAGCACAGAGAUUAAAACAAGAACAGCGCAUUCGAGACUUGGCACAGAAAGGACAUGACAUUUCAAAACUUCAGAAGAAUCUUGGUGGUGGUGAUACUGUAUUUGAAAAUUAUAAUACUGGCAUUUCACAUCAAAGUCAUAAUUUUUCUGAUGACAUUAACAGUAAGGUUGGUCAGCAAACUUCUCCACGGAAAGACACUGCUGUACAGACAGAUGACUUUAAUACGUCAGCAUAUGUUGAGUCAGCUGAGAAAAGAACUGUGUGUUGCGGAUCACCUGAUAUUUCCAUAGAAUAUAAAGAAACCUCUAACAGCAAAAGAUGCCAGAAAGAAAUACAGUAUGCAGAUAAAAAUAAAAUUGCACAAAAAGAGAAUGAUGGCAUUUACAAUGAUCUAUAUGAACAAUUUGCAAGAAAAGAAAGACAGGUUAAACCUAUGGAAAAAUGUGACAAAAGACCUGACUGGAACAUAAACAAACCUGGGAAAAGAUACAUUCCAGCAUCAGAAAGAUACCCUAAACAGCUACAGAGACAAAGGGAAGAAAAUAAAGUAAGACGACAAAUGGAGCUGCUUCAGUUGGUAGAAAGAAAUACCCCUGGAAAUCUCUGCCAAAAGAAGGGUAGUUCUUCAGACAGGUCUCCUUCACCUCACCAGGAAAUGAAUAGGAAGAAUAAGGGACAUGCAAUCAGAAAGGAAGAACAAUUACAUAAGAAUCAUUUGAAUGAAGAAAGAUCUGAAUCACCACCUGUUCCAGCAGCUAAGAACAGAUUACACCAGAGACAACAAAAACAGAUAUAUACUUCUAAUUUCCUGGUGCUUAACAAUAGUAGAAGAGAGAAAAGUAUCAACACAGAUACGCAACAAAGGAGCUCCCCUACUGCAGUUUCCGAGCCUGGGAGGCCUGCCUCGUCACACUUCAUUCCUUAUGUUCGAACAAAUGAAGUGUAUUAUCUUGAUCCAGAUGCGCCGGUGACGAGACCUUCAACAUAUGACCCACAAUAUCAACAGUUUAAUGAUUCUUACCCAACAUCACGACAUAUUUUUAGCUCUGAUCAUGUUAGAGAUCCUCUUCUAAAUCCUGAUGUGGUUAAAAGCAGAGAGAGACAACAAGCAAUUCUCAAAGGAUUGUCAGAAUUACGCCAGGGCCUCCUGCAGAAACAGAAGGAGUUGGAGACAGGUUUAAUUCCAGCUAUAGCUCAAGAAGCGAACUUUAUUUCACCAUUUUAAAAGCAGUAUAGCACCACUUAAUAUUGUAAUGGACUGGGACCAAGGCAGCAGGACUCAAAUUAAGAAAACUACUUACAAACAAGAUCUGAACAGGUCAGUGUUCAAAUCUUCCAGCCAGAGCUGAAUGUUACUUUGGAUUCAUUUGGUGGAUCCCAUGAAAAGACGGGAUCACUUUAGGUAUAGGUGUUUCUCUUUUAGAUAACUGCUGCAGGCCUGUAACCUGACUUCAUGGUAGCUGAUCUGUGAUAUAACCUAUUUUAAAAAUGCCAUAGAACCUCUAAACAGAGAUUCUUCCCAGCAGCAACUGUUUCUAGAUAUAGCGUGAAUAUGAGCUUACAGCAGUAGCUGCACUUCCCUCCACAUGCACAC